AUGGCUGAUGAACAAUUAUCCAGUUUUUGUUCUAAACUUUCCAUCAAUGAAGGAGAACAAUCGAAGGUGGUUAUUACUCAGGAGUGGUUGGAGGAAGGUGAUGAAGGGGCACUGGUGUUUUUCUUGAUCAGGAAGUUGUUCUCUAAGCGACCAGCAAAUGUUGAAGGUAUGAGAACAGCGCUCUUUAAUGCUUGGGGUUUGGAAUCGGGCUUGGUGAUCAAGGAAGUUGCUGAAAAGGUGUAUCUCUUCAAUUCUGAGGAGGAGUCCGAUAGAGAUCGAGUGCUGGUGAGGAUUUAUGAGUUGCUUCCGAUCAUGAUGACGGAGAAGAUAGGUGCUGCGGUUGCUGGAAAGGCUGGCAAAGUGAUGGAAAUUGACCACCAGUGGGGUAAAUUCUUACGGGAGAAUGAUUGCCAGCUUGCGGUGGAUAUGAGGACGAAGCAAGGUUUUGUCACCAGGAGGUUUUCACCGAAUAUCAGGGCAAGAUCGCCUCGGCCAAAAUCGAACAGGUUUGAUGUUGCUGAAAGUAGUUUUAAAUCAGGAGGGUCUUCCUCCAGGAGGUCUAGUCCGUUAUCUGUGACUUCUGGUACGAGAGGUGCCAGAGGUGGCGGCGGCGGCUCGGCACAGUUAUCUUUUUCGGCAAUAAAUAGCAGAGGGCAUGUCCGGCGUCACGUAGAUAGUAUGUUACUCCGGGGAAGGCCGGUUGCUCGAGCAAUUUUCCCAGAGGAAACUUCUUGCAAAAUUCUAUCCCGAAAUCCAGGGGUGGUUCCACCAAACAUGGGAGGUGGUAAUUCGGUUAAUGGUGGACCGAGAGUUGUGGGGGGAUCAACAGGGGUAGUUGCGAGGAGUGAGGCGGAAGGAUCGUGGUUUGAGGAGGAGAUUCGGGAAUUGUAUGGUGAUUUGGGAUUACCGAAUUCUAUGGGAAUGGUUAAUCCAAAUGGAGAGGUUCAAGGAUCGGUUGGAGUUUUUAAAGGGAAAGGAAAACAAAUUCAGGCCGAGUUACAAGGAGAUAGUUCCACUGAUUCCUCGGCUCCAUUAAUUAAUGGAGUUACACGUGGUCAACAACAAACUCUGCAUUAUGGAGUUUUAGGUGGGCAACCAUUUGGGGAAUCUGUUUCAACCCCUUCAAUUCCGGGAUUGAGUGGGAGAGGAGUGAUUAAUGGGCAUGUUGAAGGUGCAAUAAGAUCCGAUUUACGUGGGUGUGAUCCAGGGACUUUGAGGGCCAGUUUGGGACCGGAUUUGAUGGGUUUAUUAAGCAAUUUGGUGGCGGGAUUGAACCAAAAAUCGAGCACAAAUGGCCAAGGCGAAUCUUCGAGGCCAAAGCAGACAAGGAGGUGGAAGAAGCAUGCUCGUGUGUCAGAUAGAUACACCUUUGAUGCCAUGACCCGUCAUAUAGUUUCAAAAGUGGGAAAUAAGCGUCUGCCAGGCUUUACUAUUUGUGAUGUAGAUCACGGCACUGCGGCAAAGAGAUCGAGGGAGGAAGAGCCAGGUCUGGAUGAUCAUGGUGCUGCAGCAAACAAUCCAAGGAGGCAGGACAAUGAUCCAGGGGUUGAUCCACAGGUACCAGCUGGAGCGGAUAAUGAUGAUGUUGGGGAGGCAAGGACGACCUUAGAUCGUAGAGCUGGGGGUCUUGCAUUGCUUUGGCAAGAUCCGUCUUUGAUUAAUAUUGUUUCGUUUUCUUCAUCUCAUAUUGAUGCUAAUAACAAUCUACAUUACCAUGGAUGUGUGUGGGUGACUUAUGAAAUACUCACCAAUGAUGAGAAGAUUGGAGGACCACCGCGGUCUCAGCGGCAAAUGGAGAUGUUUCGGGCUACGGUUGAAUUUUGUGAAUUUAGAGAUCUGCCUAUAAAGGGUCCUUUGAUGACUUGGUCAAGGCGUAUGCAAGGAGAUGUCGUUUUUGAGAGACUCGAUAAAUGUUUUGUAAUGGAGGAAUGGUUGAAUUUGUUUCAGUUUUCGUUUGUUCAUGUACUUAUGUCCUCGGAGUUUGACCAUUUGCCUCUUCAUAUCGAAGUUUUGGAUAAGCCUUGGGUCGGGAUACAUUACAACCAUAGAUUUCGUUUUGAGCGCAUGUGGUUAACUCAUGAUGGAGUCCAAACAGUCAUUAAUGACAGUUGGAAUGUUCGGCAGGAGAUGUCUAUACAACAAGGCAUUGCUAGUUGUGCCCAAUCUUUGCAGCAUUGGGACAAGACAGUGUUUGGUAAUGUGCGUUAUUCGAUCAGGAAAAAGAAAAGGGAUCUGGAAAGAUACUAUAAGGAAGCACAAAAGGAUGGUUUAUCUGGGAAUUUAAAUGAUUGUUUGAAUGAUCUUUAUGAACUUUAUGAUCGAGAGGAAUCAAUGUGGCGGCAGAGAUCAAAGUUGGUUCGUGAGUUUACAAUGGAGGAGAUUCGAGUAGCUGCUUUUGACAUGGGAGCGGAUAAAUCACCCGGACCAGAUGGUAUGCCUCCAUUAUUCUAUCAGAAGUACUGGCAUGUUGUCGGGGCAAAGGUAAGUGAGAUGGCAUUGGCAUUUUUGAAUUCAGGAGUCUCUUUGCCCGAUGUUAAUCAGACAGUUGUGAUUGUGUCAAAAACUCUGGCUAACCGACUUCGUGAAGUGUUGCCGUUCAUUAUCGGUCCUAACCAAAGUGCAUUUGUGCUGGGGAAAAUGAUCUUCGAUAGUUCAAUCAUUGCUUUCGAAUCAAUUCAUUAUAUGAAGAAUAAAAGGAGUGGUGGAGAGAAGCAUAUGGUGCUUAAGUUAGAUCUAAGUAAAGCAUAUGAUCGAGUUGAAUGGGUUUUUCUUGAACGGAUUAUGGCUCGAUUAGGAUUUUCUAAUCGAUGGGUUUUUGUUUUUCUGGUUAUGGAGUGUGUAAGAACUGUUAUGUAUUCCAUUCUUGUUAAUGACGAUAGUCUUCUCUUUUUACGUGCGAGUUUGGAGGAGUGUGAUGUGGUGCUGGAUUUAUUGCGCCAAUUUGAGUUAGCAUCUGGGCAGCAGGUAAAUAUAGAUAAGUCAGCGGUGAUGUUCAGUGGUAACACGCCAGUUGAUUUACGAGAGAUUAUUAUGCGUCAUUUGAGGAUUCAAAAAGUAUUAGAUCAAGACCGAUACUUGGGUUUACCAAUUAUGAUUGGAAGAUCCAAAAGAGUGGAGUUACAUCUUAUAAAGGAUAGAUUAUGGAAGCGGCUUCGGAGCUGGAGUGGCAAGCUGUUGUCUAUUGCGGAAAGAAGAUUUAUUGGAAGGCUUGAGAUUCUUUAUGCACUUCAAAGUUGGAUGGAGGUUUGGGAUUCCGGGAUUUUGAAUCUUUCAAUAUGGCUUUACUUGCGAAGUAGUAUUGGCGUCUUAUUCAGGAUGGUAAUUCGCUUUGUUGUCAGGUGGAGGAUUGGAAAUGGCCAAACUGUGGAUAUUUGGAGGGAUAGAUGGUUGGCAAAGCCGCCGUCUUACCAACCAGCGCCUCGUCCUGGGACAGUUUUGCAGAAUAAUCUUGUCUCAUCCCUAUUUAAUAAUGAUGGGUAUUGGGAUGACGAUUUAUUAUCUAAGUUGUUUGAGGAUGAGGAUGUGUAUAGAAUUUUAUGUAUACCAUUGCAUUUGUCUUCUGCGGAUAGGUUGAUUUGGAACCAUUCGGUAGAUGGUCAUUAUACGAUCCGGAGUGGUUACCAUGUUGCGCGAAGGAUUUUAGGUAAAGAGGUUGCAGAGGUGGGAGCAAGGUCAGUAAUGUGGCGGUUAAUCUGGGGUGCCAAUGUGGUUCCAAAAGUGAAGUUUUUUAUGUGGCGUCUUAUUCAUGGUAUUUUGCCGACCAAAUCGCAAUUGCAGUCACGAGGAAUACCAAUCGACCAGAGUUGCCUUGUUUGUGGAGGGGUGGAAUAUAAUCUCUACCAUGUAUUUUUUGACUGUGUCUUUAGUAAGACAGUAUGGGAUAUUAUUAGUCCAUGGCUUCCUGUGUCUAUUGUUAAUUGGGUGGAUAGGGAGGACUUUUGGGAUUGUUUGUUGUCUAAAGCAAGUCAGCUGGGAUCUUUGGAUGUUGUGUGUAUGGUUUUGUGGAUGAUUUGGUCAAAUCGGAAUAAAGCAUUGUAUGAGCAAGUAUGUAAGCUUCCUCAGUCGCUUUGUUUAGCGGUAAACAGGUUUAUGUUCGACUUUGAUGCGUCUAAUAGGCGAGCAAUUGGGAGGCCAAUUCAAGAGCAGCGGGUAUGGCAGCCACCAGCUACGGGACUAGUCAAGAUUAAUGCGGAUGCAACAUUUUACCAAGCGGAUGGUGUAGCGGUAUUAGGUGCAGUGAUUCGAGACCAUACAGGACGAGUUCUGCUAUCUGAGGCCCUUUGUGAGGGCAAGAGAAAAAUGGCGCAUGCUACUAGAGGAAAGAAACUUGUUGCUGAGAUCAAAAGAUCUGCUAAAACUGGAAAUGAGGCAAUAACUAAAACUCUUGCCCAGCAGCUAGUCAGGCUUAGGCAGCAGAUAGCCAAGUUACAAAGUAGUCGAGCUCAAAUGAGAGGCAUUGAAUCUCAUACACAGGCAAUGCAUGCUCAAUCUUAUGUUGAUGUUGGCAUUAAAGGUGCCACUAAGGCAAUGUCAGCUAUGAAUAAGCAAAUGGCCUCUGCAAAACAAGCAAAGGUUAGAAAGGAAAUUCAAAAGCAGUUGGCUCAGAUGGAUAUGACCACUGAAAUGAUGUCGGAUGCCAUAAAUGGUGCCUUGGAUGAUGACAAAGCUAAAGACGAAACUGAGGAUCUAACAAAUCAGGUUCUAGAUCAAAUGGUGUCGAUGUUGCCUCACAGUUGUCAUCAGCUCAUAAAGGUAGGAUUGCUGGAAAGAAUGCUGAAGGUGUUGGUAGGUACGCUUUUCUUCUCCCCUAUUGUUCUCUAUUGGGAAACUUUUACUGUUGAAUGGAACCAAUGUAUACGAGAGGGGUAG
Molecule: messenger RNA, 4869 nt
Organism: Corchorus capsularis
Lineage: Eukaryota; Viridiplantae; Streptophyta; Magnoliopsida; Malvales; Malvaceae
Source: the annotation of a GenBank genome assembly